This is a messenger RNA of Aspergillus oryzae RIB40, 951 nucleotides long. RefSeq lists its product as uncharacterized. The record is from RefSeq and is a predicted model, not a curated record. The coding region runs from base 1 to 951 and encodes 316 amino acids. Lineage: Eukaryota; Fungi; Ascomycota; Eurotiomycetes; Eurotiales; Aspergillaceae. The transcript has 3 exons.
AUGUCUACCGAUCUUCUCGAGCCUUACGAAAGUACAUCCUGUUCGCUGAAAAAUGCCGAGCCUGCAUAUUCUGUGAACUUCGAAUUCCUGGGUUCGAAUAAUGCUCUACUUCGACUUGAAGCGGAAUUUGCUAGAAGCCCCGGAGCGCAGGAGUUUGAAGUAACUCAACGCCGAUGGCUUAGGCCUCGCAAAAGCGGCCAGUCAAGCGACAGAAGGCCACCCCUCCAGAUUGGUGUCAUUGAUUUCGAAAGAGCCGACUGGCAACUUGAAAUCAAAUCCCUGGAGUUCUACGAGACAUCUUCCAUCGAUGCUGCUUUGAAAUCAUUUUCGCACUCUAUCGGUUUCCGACGCUCUACAACCAUAGGUGACAUUUCUGCAAAGCCUGAGAGAAAAGUCGUCUUUCCGAGUUCAGCUCCGGUAUCUAGGUUUGUGGAAAAGACCGCCAUCCGGUAUAGGCUAAAAAGCACCAAGUACAUAUUAGAAAUAGCAAGCCGAUUAAAGACGGAUGCUUCUCAAGGACAAGCACCAGCACCAGCUUUAGUGACGGGUGAGACCUGUGAUGUCCCAUCCACUUCCUGGGGAGCAUCUAUAUUUGAUUCCAACUGGGAUAACUUGAUGGGAGAGCAAGCCAACCUGUCAGUUGGACAUUCCGCACGGCACAGCCCAGAGCUUCACACUUUCUUCCCUCCGAAGACAAUAUCAGAUUCGAAUGACAAGAACGAAGGCUUCUGGGAGUUUAUUAGCCUAGUGAAGCGAGUAGCGGAAGUUCUAAGCCCAGCACAGCCCCGUUCCAGCUUAGAGAAUACUGCCAGGAAAAUACAGCUGAGCACCGAGUCAUCGAUGGUUCCCACUGCAACCAAAAGCCAGCCACCCUCAAAUGAAUCCUCGCCCAAGCUUGACGUAAAGGGUCUUGCUGGAAUGUUGGACGCCGACCUUGGCACUCUAUUCUAA